Molecule: messenger RNA, 657 nt
Organism: Rhipicephalus microplus (southern cattle tick)
Lineage: Eukaryota; Metazoa; Arthropoda; Arachnida; Ixodida; Ixodidae
Biological process (GO): regulation of signal transduction
Molecular function (GO): protein phosphatase inhibitor activity
Source: RefSeq, a predicted model, not a curated record
AUGGCGAGCCACUCGACAGAGAUGUCCAAAGACCAGUCGUCCCCUACGCGUCCCGCACUGAAAAAGUCCGACUCGUCCACCAGCACCAGGAGCAUACUCCGGUCCUCUAAGAGAGCCACCAAGCCGGCUGCUCCGGCGUCAUCGCAUGAGGCCGUCAAGUGGAACGAGGAGAACGUCAAGAGCACUCUGCACCCGCAGGACAAAGACUAUGGCCUGGUCAAAGUGUCCGAGCCCAAGACGCCGUACAUCUACAACGCAACCAAGGAAAAUGGCCCCGUCAGCGCCCAGGACUUGGCGCAAAGAAUAGAAGCCAGCCGCUUCCAGACGCCUGACGCGGCUCGGGCUCAGCGGGAGGAGGAUGCGAAAAUGUCAGCAGCGGAGAGAGAACGCCAACUGGAAUUCGAGAGAAAGAGGAAGAUUCACUACGAUGAGUUCCUUGCCGUAAAGAAAGUGCAGGACAAGAUAAAAAAGGGCGAGUGUGAGGAGAAGGCCGAGGACGAGGUGGACCAGGAAGAGACCAAGAAGCAGGCUGAGGCCCAGGUGGAAGAGGCCAAGGCGGAAGCGGCUGUGGCCGAGGCUGAAGCAGCGGCUGCGGCAAAGGCGGCGUCAGCUGGAAAGUUGGUGCGAAAACUGGCCGAGGACGACAAAAAGAAGUGA